GUUUUCUCUCCGUCUUCAUUGUGAGCACUGACUCCCAGCGGUGGACACUGUUGUUCCCUCUCACGCGUCUGUGCUUGGACCACGCCGAGUUUUUGUGUUUGUUGUUAUUGUCUCAACUCAACUCGGUUCUCCACCCGAGCCUGCGGGUCGAGGUUUGGACUGUGUCAGCGGCAGCAGCGGCGGCGGCAGGAGUAGCAGCGGAGGUCAGCUAGGCUAGGCCUUAACCCAGCUCACUUUAACACUUAUGGACUUUGAAAAACAAGCCUAACCGUUGUCUCCAGAACCGGUAGAGGAGGGAGACAGGAUUUGUGGUGGUGGAGCAGCAGCAGCGAGGGACAAAAGCAAGAACCUGUUGUGUGGGUCUGGAUGUGUGGGUGUGCGUGUGAAUGGAGCAGUGUGCGAGUACGGCCUCCCUGCUGGCCUCGGUGCGGGAGCAGGAGAGACAGUUUGAGAUGCUGAGCCGAGCUCUGGAGGAGGAGCGGAGGUCAUGCGCCGGCACCUUGCCCCGCCCCCUCCCCAACAUGCAGAACGGCCGCAUUCCUUGUGAUGCAGACAUAGAGAGGCUGACACUGAACGAGGGUUACAUCAACGGGACACAUCACUUCAGGAUGGAGCCUGGUCAGAUGGUGCAAGAGACAUACACGGUAGAGGAGAACCCACAGGAGUCCACACCUGUUGUCUCUUUGGAGACCAAUGAUGAUGGAACCACGCGGCGCACAGAAACCACGGUAAAGAAAGUAGUAAAAACCACUACUACUCGUACGGUCAUCCCCUCCGUAUCAGACACACUUUCCCUCGAUGGUGGGGGUUCAGUGACCGGUAUGGGGGGCUACACAACGCCCAUGGAACGAGUCUACAGACAGGCACCAGGUGUAGGCAUGCCAAUGGACUACCCCACUCACACUGUGCCUCGAAACUACCACUACGGACCCCAAGGCGGUUAUGACGACUACCGCACUGGACCUCCAUCUGAGACCUACGCAAGUCUAACCAGGGGUGCUCGCAUGGAUGAUCGCUACAGACCAGUCCAUCCAGAUGGUUACAGAACUCUGGAUCCAAGCUACAGAGCCCCCAGCAGGAACCAACUAGACCCCUAUGCUGCUCAGCCACAGGUUGGGCGUAUGGGUAGCGCUAUGGAGCUUUCCUCCAUCCCGAGGUUUGUUCCAGAGCCUUAUGGUCUGGAGGAUGAUCAGCGCAGCAUGGGCUUUGAUGAACCUGACUAUGGGAUGGGACACCCAAUGCACUUCAGUACUAUGCCCCGCAACCACCAAGCAUUUCCCCAUGGCCCCCCACGCAGGACUGGGAGUUAUGAAGGCACCCUGGACGGCGACAUGAGUGGACCAGGGGACAUGUACUAUUGGGGUGGAGGAGCACCACUGGCUCAGGGGGAAAGGGGGAGCAUGGCCUCGUUGGACAGCACUCUAAGGAAAGGUCCAGGGCCCGGUGGCUGGCGGCAGCCAGAGCUGCCCGAGGUCAUCGCCAUGCUGAACUACAGGCUAGACCCAGUCAAGAGCAACGCUGCCGCUUACCUGCAGCAUCUCACUUAUAAGAAUGAUAAAGUGAAGUCUGAUGUGCGUCGCAUGAAAGGAAUCCCUGCGCUUGUGUCUAUGCUCGACAACCCCAACAGAGACGUCCACCAUGCAGCCUGUGGAGCACUCAAAAACAUCUCUUAUGGCAAAGAUCAUGAUAACAAGAUCGCCAUCAAGAACUGUGACGGCGUACCAGCUCUGAUCAGGCUGCUGAGGAAGACCCGCGACCAGGACCUCACUGACACCAUCACAGGAACGCUGUGGAACCUGUCGUCUCACGACUCUGUGAAAAUGGAAAUUGUUGACCAUGCACUGCAUGCCCUCUCCGAUGAGGUUAUGGUGCCACAUUCAGGCUGGGAGCAAGGGAGCAACGGUGCAGGAGGUGGCGAGGAGAACUGCAAGCCCAGACACCUGGAGUGGGAGACGGCCCUAACCAACACAGCAGGCUGCCUGAGGAAUGUGAGUUCGGAGCGAAGUGAGGCGAGGAGGAAGCUGAGGGAAUGCACAGGACUGGUCGAUUCGCUCAUGUACAUUGUCCAGUCCCAGAUUGACUGUAAAGAUGUCGACAAUAAGUUGAUAGAGAACAGUGUGUGUCUGCUGAGGAACUUGUCCUAUCACGUGCACCGUGAAAUUCCCGGCUGUGAGCGCUACCAGGAGGCUGCACCCAUCAACCAGGGCCCCGCCCCCUCCAGCCAGAAGGGUGGCUGCUUCAGCUCCCGCAAGGGCAAAGAUGAGUGGUUUUCCAAAGGUAAAAAAGAUGAGGAUGCAGCUGCAGAUGUAAUAGACAUUCCAAAGAGGACCACACCUGCUAAAGGUUAUGAGCUGCUAUUCCAGCCAGAGGUAGUUCGCAUCUACACCUCUCUACUGAAGGAGUCCAAGAACCCCACAGUUCUGGAAGCCUCAGCUGGAGCUGUUCAGAACCUGUGUGCCGGCCGCUGGACUUAUGGGCGAUACAUCCGUGCCUUGCUGCGCCAGGAGAAGGGUCUACCCAUGAUCACUGAGCUGCUGGCCCAUGGAAACGACCGUGUGGUCCGCGCCAUGUCUGGAGCCCUGCGUAAUCUGGCCAUUGAUGCACGCAAUAGAGAUCUACUAGGUAAACAUGCAGUGCCUCACCUGGUGGCUAACCUGCCCGGUGGUGGUCAGAGUCAGCCAGUGCGAGCGUUGUCAGAAGAGACAGUGGUGUCGGUAUUGAGCACACUUCAUGAGGUACUGGGCUCCAGUCUGGAAGCAGCCAAGACCCUCAGAGCCUCGCAGGGCAUCGAGAGACUGGUGCUCAUCAACAAAGACGGUAAUCGUUCUGAGCGGGAGGUGCGCGGUGCCGGUCUGGUGCUGCAGACAGUGUGGGGCUACAAGGAGCUGCGGCGCACAUUGGAGAAAGAUGGCUGGAAAAAGACAGACUUCAUGGUCAACCUAAACCCUCCCAGCAGCAACACCAGGACCAACGGGGGUUAUGAGGACAGCACUCUGCCACUCAUAGACAAAGGCGGCAAAGGAGACAGGGAAAUGAUUCCAAUGAAUGACAUGGGACCAGAUGCCUACUCCACACUGGACCAGAGAGGGAGAAGGAACACGCUGGAUAACACACUCGAACCUGCUGACAAAGAUGCAGUACAGGGAGGGAUGUAUGGCGAGAGGCAGGCCUCUUUGCCUCUAAUGGAGUCUUACGAUGAAAAACUGAUUGUGUGCAUCACAAGACGACAGCCUCCUCCCACCUACUGCCCUUGCUGAACUGACACCGGGGGAUCACAGCGCCGCCAAUGGGAUGAACCUCCAUCCUUUUACUCUCAACUCGUCUGUCCCUCCUUAUUCUUUUUGCAGCUCCCCUCUUCUCUCUAUCUGUCUCUCUUUCUCACAUUCCUCCACUGCAGCUCACACUCCCUGUGGACAACCGGAUGUGACACUUUGACCACUUUAAGCUCUGCGAUUCCCUAAACCCCAAACAGAAGAAAGAAAGUAAAAAAAAAACUAACCUUUCAAACAACACUACAUCUCCACACUACAACACUAUGACUCACCUGGACGACACUAAUGCUCUCUCUUGAAGAAAAAAGCAGAGGCUUCAUCCAAGGACUUACGUAAAUUCAUGGACGUCAGAGUGUAGACUAAUGAGACUGAUGAAAUCAGAACAGGACACUUUAUUGAAAUUUUACAUAAAUGGCUAUUAUACUCUGUUUUGAAGAAACUGAGAGGACCACUCAUUCACUCUCUCUCUUUUCUUUCUCUGAUGGUUAAAAUAUUACAAAAACUAUGUUUAUCAAUGAAUCCAGUAUGUGUUAAUCUUCUGCUUCUGUGUUGGUUGUGGUUGCUCCUCUCGUUUUUGCUUCGCUGAGUACCACAGUGAUGUACAUGUGCCAAAUGACACUGCUUAUGCUGCGACUGCCAAGACUGAAUGCAAGAACUUCACACACACUCUCUUUUUCUUACAGCAGCUACACUGAAAACUGUCAUGGGCUUUGUUUUGUGUGCAGUUAACCAACGUUUAUGGGGCUGCUGCGUGUUUCUGUAUCUGAUUGUGAUCUGUAGAUAUUGACGGGGACAGGAGUAGAGCAGAGGAAAUCGACCAUUUCUAUCUGUCUCUUAUAUGUACGCCCCUUUGUAAUAUUUUGGGCGAUAACAUGGGAUUCAGUUGGGUCUGUGUUGUUUUACCCACAGGUCCAUUAUCUUAUGAAUGUGUACACACAAGAUGGUCUAACUGGAGUGCCUCGCUCAUUCAGGAUAGUUCUGAUGAGCGUGUCCAACAUGACAUUGUUAACCAAUUAAAAAGUAUUUUCCUUUCUCAGCAGGUUACUAGUUAUACUGUAGAUAGAGCUCAGUGGUUUUCAAAUCUGCAAGAUAAUGGAAGAUUGUGAACUUAUUUGUCUGUAAGAGUUCUUGUUAUUGGGAAUUUUUUUUUCUACGAGGUAUAAAACUCUUGAGUCCUGUUGUAAUUUGUUCUGCUUUAACACCCCCACAGCUGACCUGACUUUAAGACUACAGAACAGUACAUGGGAGAAUACGCCGCAUUGUCUGCUUUUGUUACAGUGCUUGUUUUGUCGCAGAAUGCAUAUUCCCUAUGCAGAGUGAGAUGUAGAUACUUGCUAAGUGGAAGAUUAAAAGAAGCACUCGGGAGGGAAAUGUGUUUUCUCCUCCCCUUCUUUCUUUUAAUUUGAACCUUUUUCUUUAUUUUCCAUGCCAACUUAAACACUACACACUACAGAGGGAGCCUCAUUUUCUCAAAAGUAACAAGUUGCCUUCCAGAGUGGACUGUUUUGAAGAGGGAGAGCAGAGGAGUGCGAGGGUUUGUGGUAAAAAAAUCUGUGUAAGGAGGCCUAGACCAGAAUUUGCUAUUAGAUAAAAGUGGAGAAAAAGAUAAAUAAAAGCACAUUAAAACUAUAUAUACAAGAGAAUAUUUGUUAAUUUUAAUGAUUUUAUGUUUCUUUUUUUUUUUGAUAUUCUGAUUGGGAUUAAUUUUUUUUGGGUGCUCUGGGUGAAUGCAUAUGCAAUCAGUUUUUGUGUUUAGAUAAAAAAAAACAUUCAGUUUAUGUCUUAAUUAAAUGCAAAAUAUGUUAGUGAAUAAAAACGAAAUCCUCCAUCAGUCAUCGGAUACUGGAACACUAAUGGGAAAUCUAUCUGAUUCUGAACUACACCUUAAUCCUUUUUGCCUUGGCUCUUAAAGUUGCACAUUCUCAUUUAUGAAUGAAUUAUGUAACUAGCAAUACUGUUUUUAAUAAAAAAGAAAAUGAUUUCUCUGA
Molecule: messenger RNA, 5260 nt
Organism: Solea solea (common sole)
Lineage: Eukaryota; Metazoa; Chordata; Actinopteri; Pleuronectiformes; Soleidae
Gene: ctnnd1
Product: catenin (cadherin-associated protein), delta 1
Exons: 24
Coding region: 387-3257 (956 amino acids)
Biological process (GO): cell-cell adhesion; cell-cell junction assembly
Cellular component (GO): adherens junction; plasma membrane; nucleus
Molecular function (GO): cadherin binding
Source: RefSeq, a predicted model, not a curated record